Nematostella vectensis (starlet sea anemone) is the source of this 1772-nucleotide messenger RNA. RefSeq names its product zinc finger protein ZPR1. Lineage: Eukaryota; Metazoa; Cnidaria; Anthozoa; Actiniaria; Edwardsiidae. The record is from RefSeq and is a predicted model, not a curated record. Bases 110 to 1438 code for a protein of 442 amino acids. The transcript has 12 exons. Gene Ontology annotation, molecular function: zinc ion binding. Gene Ontology annotation, cellular component: cytoplasm; nucleus.
UCAGCGGUCACCCGCAUGAGCUGAUGCAGUACAUAUUAUAGGUUGCUGGUGGGUGCGCUAAUUUUAUUACCCGAAAAUCUGAAAAUACUUGACUACAUCUUAGACGAAGAUGGAAGAGGAAGCUAAACAACCAAUAUUUCGGGAUCUGGAGGCUGACAAAGGACCAGAAGCGACUGCAGUCGAGAGCUUGUGCGUUGAAUGCGAAGAAAUGGGCACCACGAGGUUCUUGAUGACAAGAAUUCCAUUCUUCAAGGAGAUCAUUUUAUCAUCAUUUGAUUGUCCACACUGUGGAUAUAAAAACAACUUUAUUCAAUCAGCAGGAGCUAUACAGGACAAAGGCUGUGAAGUUAUAUUAAAAGUCACUUCAAAAGAGGAUUUGAACCGGCAAGUUGUCAAGCAGGAUUCAGCAUCAGUGAGGGUCCCAGAGCUGGACUUUGAGGUUCCUAUGUUUUCUCAGAAAGGAGAAUUGAAUACGAUUGAGGGAAUAUUAUCAAGAGCUGUACAAGGUCUUGAGAGGGAGCAACCACUGCGAAAGGCCCUUGACCCUGACACUGCGAACAAGAUUGAAGAAUUUAUUGGAAAAAUGAAGGAAUGCAUCGAAGGGGAAAAGUCCUUUACCUUUGUGAUCGACGACCCAUCAGGGAAUAGCUUUAUUGAGAAUCCACUUGCACCUAAGGCUGAUCCUAACCUUGCUACCAAGGAGUACACUCGUACAGCGGAACAGAACCUUAAGCUGAACAUACAACCUGAAAAACAGGAGCAGACAAAGAAAGAGGCAGAUGAAAAAAAGCCUGAAGAAUUGAAAGAUGAGGUUCAAAUAUUCCAAACAAACUGCAACUCUUGCCAAGCCCCUACCGAGACCCGCAUGAAAUUUGUCUCCAUUCCCCAUUUCAAAGAAGUCAUCAUCAUGGCCACGGUGUGUGAUGCUUGUGGCAACCGUACCAACGAGGUCAAAUCAGGAACUGGUGUGGAUGCAAUGGGGACGAGGCUUACUCUUAAAAUAACCGACGAAAUUGAUUUAAGCAGGGAUGUUCUCAAGUCUGAAACCUGUGUGGUGACGAUUCCAGAAAUUGAUUUUAGCGUGGAAGCAGGAACCCUUGGGGGCCGGUUCACGACCCUUGAGGGACUCCUUACGAAUAUUUACGACCAUCUAAAGUCGGUAAACCCAUUUGGGUUGGGAGACAGCCCAGGACUUGGAAGGGAAAAUCUCAAGUCCUUUCUAGCGUCUUUGCAAGAGAUCAUAUCGGGCGAAAGAAUGAACGUUCAUAUAAUCUUGGAUGACCCUGCUGGGAACAGUUAUAUCCAGAAUGUUUAUGCACCCGACCCAGACCCCGAGCUCAAGGUAGAACAGUACGAGCGAACCGAGGAGCAAAACGAAGACCUGGGACUAGUUGGGAUGAAAACCGAAGGAUACGAAAAGGAUGAGCAAGGCUCAUGACUGACCAACAUAUAGAAAGGCUCCUUAGGGUCAUAUUAUUUUACUCAGGCCAUUCAAGGGGCUUUCGAUAAUGAUGGAAUAAAAAAUCCAUAAUUAAGUCCGGAACAGGAUGAUUUAUUUAACUCGCUUUUACAGUUGUGAUUUUUCUGGUUUUGCACUGAUCAGUCUAUAAGUUGUUAUAGACAUGGUAAAUUACUUCUGAUUGGCUAAAAGCAGUUUAGAUUUCAGGUAAUUUAGUGCAGAAAAAAGGUAAUUCGGUGCACUAUACUUACCGAAACCGUAAGAUUACUUAUACUUUUCCCGCAUAUCAACAUUAAACACGAAAACUUUCAAA